AUGAGUGAUUUUUUUGAAAAAGGGUUAUCCGUAUUUUGCUGCGCUAAAAGCACAGCAAAACCGUGGGCGGAAGGUGAGGCGGAUGGCGAUGAAAAAUACAUGAACCUGCAAGGUCCAGGUGGGAGGAAUUUAACAGGAUCUGUUAACGACAAACGUAUCUGCGUUCCUCAAAAAAUUGACCCAAAGACUUUCUUUGCUAAUGAGAGGACGUUUCUCAAGUGGCUAUCUAUUUCAGUUAUGAUUGGCUUGAUGUCGUUGACACUAUUGAACUUCGGUGAUACUUCGAGUACUGCUGCUGAUCUGGCCGGCCUGGUCUUAUUACCUGUAUCUAUUAUAUUUAUGGUAUACUCCCUAUUUGUUUUUAGGGAUCGUGCUCACAAAAUAUAUAUGCGAGAGCCCAUGCGGUACGACGAUACCCGUGGUCCCACGAUGCUUGUGCUUGUUCUUGGAGCUGCGAUGGUUAUUGCAACUGUCUUUUCAAUUCAGCGACAAUACCACAAAAGUAUUACGCCAACACUUCAUGGAGGAGCAAGUUUUGCUUAG
Messenger RNA from Trypanosoma rangeli, 543 nucleotides. RefSeq names its product vacuolar transporter chaperone. The transcript has a single exon. NCBI's taxonomy places the organism in Eukaryota, Euglenozoa, Kinetoplastea, Trypanosomatida, Trypanosomatidae. The record is from RefSeq and is a predicted model, not a curated record. The coding region runs from base 1 to 543 and encodes 180 amino acids.